Molecule: messenger RNA, 7609 nt
Organism: Osmerus eperlanus (European smelt)
Lineage: Eukaryota; Metazoa; Chordata; Actinopteri; Osmeriformes; Osmeridae
Product: nebulin-like
Exons: 62
Coding region: 257-7372 (2371 amino acids)
Biological process (GO): cardiac muscle thin filament assembly
Cellular component (GO): Z disc
Molecular function (GO): actin filament binding
Source: RefSeq, a predicted model, not a curated record
ACACAAUACCCAGAAAGGAAAAUUCCAGUCCUGGGCAGAGACACCACUGGGACUGGGCUUCUGGGCUGGAGGUUACCUAGAUCCCACCUAAACGCGACCUGCUCUCUGAUCUGCCUGGUGGUUCAUUAGUGAUUUUAUACCCAGCAAGGAGAGCUCCUGUCCUGGGGAGAAAGACUUGGAUCCCCCCCCCCCUCUUCCAGCCUUCUACCCAAGAGACAGAAGAGUGAAGAGUGACCACCACGAGGAGCAGGGAGUCAUGGAGACCAUAGAGAUACAGACACGAGGGGAUGAAAUGGAGGUGAAAGUGGGGAAGGAGGAGAACGAGGAGAACGAGAAAGAAGUGAAGGAUCUGAAAGAAGAGGAAGAGAAGGGGGUAAAAGAGGAGGAGGAGAAGGGGGUAAAAGAGGAGGAGAAGGGGGUAAAAGAGGAGGAGGAGAAGGAAGUGAAGGAGGAGGUGAAGAUUUCCUGCUCUGGAGGCACCAGUUUGGAGGUCACGGAGGUUGUGAAGGUUAAGGACAUGAUGGAGGCAUCUGAGGAGGAGGAAGAGACUGAGGAAGAGACUGAGGAGGAGGAGGAGGAAGAGACUGAGAAGAAGGAGGAAGUCAAGACCAAGACAUCAAGAAAAAUAAAGAAGUGCUUUGGUAAACCUGUCUUACCGGAUCCCACCUUCAACCGGAGGUGCAGUCUGCUGGUCAGUGAUGUGAAAUAUAAGGAGGACUUUGAGAAGCUGAAGGGCCAGAGUAUGUUUGUACCUGACGCAGCACUCCAACACUCCAAUUACAUCUCAGAGGCCAAGUACAAGGAGGAGAGUCUGAAGGAGGCCACUGACUCUCUGUACCACCUGUUACCAGAGACCCUGGACACCCAGCAUGCUAGAGAGGCCUCCGAUCUACAGAGUGAGAGCAAGUACAAGGAGCAAGGCAGAAAGAGUCGAUCCCAGAGUAUCUACUCCCUGCUCCCAGAGACCACAGAGACCCUGUUUGCCAAGGCUGCGUCUGAGCUGCAGAGUGAGAACAAGUACAAAGAGGAGAGCAGGAAGGAGAUGAGCACCAGCUUGUACUCUUUCCUCCCAGAGACCACGGAGAUGCAACACUCCAAGACCGUGCUGGAGUUCCAGAGUGAGACCAAGUACAAAGAAGCAGGGAGGAAGGCAGCCUCCGCCUCUCUGUACCACCUGUUACCAGAGACCCUGGACACCCAACAUGCUAAAGAGGCCUCCCAGCUGCAGAGUGAGAUCAAGUAUAAGGAGGUGAGCAGAGCAGCUCCAGGCUCUCUGUUCUCCCAGCUGCCAGAUACUCCAGACAUGCAGUUCGCCAGGGAGAUGACAGAGAUGAUCAGCGAGAGCAAGUACAAGGAGCAAGGCAGAAAGGGUCAAUCCCAGAGUAUCUACUCCCAGCUCGCAGAGACAUCAGAGACCCAGUUUGCCAAGGCUGCGUCUGAGCUGCAGAGUGAGAACAAGUACAAGGCAGGGAAGAAGGAGAUCAGCAGCUGCCUGUACUCCCUUCUCCCUGAAACCCUGGAUACACAACACGCCAAGGAGAUGACUGACAUGCUCAGCGAGAUCAAAUACAAAGAAGAGGGGAGGAAAGAGAUGUCUGUCAACCUCUACUCUCUGCUUCCUGAAACCGCGGAGACGCAGUUCGCCAAGGAGGUUUCCGACCUGCAGAGCGAGGUCAAGUACAAAGAGGGUCAGAAGAUCUCCACCAGCCUGUACUCUCUGCUCCCAGAAACCACCCAGACACAGCUGGCCAAGCAGAUGUCCGAACUACAGAGUGAGGCUAAGUACAAAGAAGCAGGGAAGAAGGAAACCUCCGCCUCUCUGUACCACCUGUUACCUGAGACCCUGGACACCCAACAUGCUAAAGAGGCCACAGAGCUGCUCAGCGAGAUCAAAUACAAAGAGGAGGGUAAGAAGGAGAUGUCCAGCUCUCUCUACUCCCUGCUUCCUGACACCACACACACACAGUUUGCCAGAGAGAUGACCGAGAUGCAGAGUGAGAACAAGUAUAAGGAGGAUGGGAAGAGGAGCGUCUCCACCAGUGUGUACUCCCAGCUCCCAGAGACCGUGGAGACCCAGUUUUUCAAGGCUGUGUCUGAGCUGCAGAGCCAGAAGAAGUACAAGGAGUCUGGGAAGAAGGAGGCCUCCACCUCUCUGUACCAGAAGCUACCAGAAACCAUGGAUACCCAACAUGCAAAAGAGGCCUCCCAGCUACAGAGUGAGGUCAGGUACAGGGAGGAUCAGAAGAACCACCCCCCUCCUCUCUACUCCACGAUGCCAGGCACCUCCCACACACAGUUUGUCAAGCAGCAGACUGAGAUGAUCAGCGAGGUCAAAUAUAAGGAGGAGGGGAAGCAGGAGAUGUCCUCUAACCUGUACUCCCUUCUCCCUGAGACAACAGAGACACAGCUGGCCAAACAGCUUACAGAGAUGCAGAGCGAGACCAAAUACAAGGAAGCAGGUAAAAAACAGGCCUCCACCUCUCUGUACCAACUGUUACCAGAGACCCUGGACACCCAACAUGCUAAAGAAGUCUCCCAGCUCCAGAGUGAGCUCGUGUAUAAAGGCACGGGAAAGAGGGAUCUCUCUGGCCCCUCCUACUUCCAGCUUCCAGAGACGCUGGACACCCAGUUUGCCAGGGAGAUGACCGACAUGUUGAGCGAGAACAAGUACAAGGAGCAAGGCAGAAAGACUCGAUCCCAGAGUAUCUACUCCCAGCUCGCAGAGACAUCGGAGACCCAGUUUGCCAAGGCUGUGUCUGAGAUGCAGAGUGAGACUAAGUACAAGAAAGCUGCGAAGAACGUGUCCAGCUCUCUCUACUCUGUGAUGCCAGAAACCAUGGACACGCAGCACGCAAAACAGGCCUCGCUUUUACAGAGUCAGGUGAGGUACAAGGAGGGGUGUAAGAAGGUUCACAACUCGUCUGUGUUCUCCACCAUGCCAGAGACCACUGAGACCCAGCUGGCCAAGGAGCUGACACACAUGCAGAGCCAGGUGCAGUACAGAGGGGAGGGGAGGAAGGAGGUGUCGUCCAGCCUCUUCUCUCUCCUCCCAGACACAGCGGACACUCAGUUUGCGAAGCAGAUGUCUGAGAUACAGAGUGAGCUGCAGUACAAGAGAGACAAAGAGGACCUGUCCUCUAACCUGUACUCUCUCCUUCCUGAAACCAUGGAGACCCAGUUUGCUAAAGAGAUGGCUCAGACACACAGUCAGGCGAAGUACAAAGAAGCAGGGAAGAAGGAAGCCUCCGCCUCUCUGUACCACCUGUUACCAGAGACCCUGGACACCCAACAUGCUAAAGAGGCCUCCCAGCUACAGAGUGAGAUCAAGUACAAGGAGGUGGUGAAGAAGGAGAAUUCCACGCCUCUCUACGCCCUGCUCCCUGACACAGCAGAGAUCCAGUUGGCCAGAGAGCAGACUGACCUGCAGAGUCAGAACAAGUACAAGGAGAGUGGGAAGAGGACCAUGUCCAGCAGCAUCUACUCCCAGCUCCCAGAGACGGCAGAGACCCAGUUCGCCAAGACUGUGUCUGAUCUGCAGAGUGAGACCAAAUACAAGAAAGCAGGUAAAAAACAGGCCUCCACCUCUCUGUACCACAAGCUACCAGAGACGCUGGAGACCCAACAUGCUAAAGAGGCCUCCCUGCUCCAGAGUGAGGGGAGGUACAAGGAGGGGUGUAAGAAGGACCACAACUCGUCCGUGUUCUCCACCAUGCCAGAGACCACUGAGACCCAGCUUGCCAAGGAGCUCCAGGGGCUCUACAGCCAGGUGAAGUAUGGUGAGGAGGGCAGGAAGCUGGUCUCCAGGUCUCUCUACUCCCUCCUGCCAGAGACAGCAGACACUGUGCUGGCCAAGCAGCACUCUGAAGUGCAGAGUGAGCUGAUGUACAAGAGAGACAAAGAGGAUCUGUCCUCUAACUUGUACUCUCUCCUGCCUGAAACCAUGGAGACGCAGUUUGCUAAAGAGAUGGCUCAGACACACAGUGAGGCUAAGUACAAAGAAGCAGGGAAGAGGGAAGCCUCCGCCUCUCUGUACCAACUGUUACCAGAGACCCUGGACACCCAACAUGCUAAAGAGGCCUCCCAGCUGCAGAGUGAGAACAAGUACAAAGAAGAAGGCAGGAGGACCAUGUGCACCAGCUUGUACUCCCUGCUGCCCCAGACAGCAGCGACACAAUUUGCUGCCAAACUCUCAGACAUGCAGAGUGUGAACAAGUAUAAGGAGGAUGGGAAGAGGAGCGUCUCCACCAGUGUGUACUCCCAGCUCCCAGAGACUGCAGAGACCCAGUUUGUCAAGGCUGUGUCUGAGCUGCAGAGCCAGGCCAAGUACAAGGAGGAGAGUCUGAAGGAGGCCUCCACCUCCCUGUACCACCUGUUACCAGAGACCCUGGACACCCAACAUGCUAAAGAGGCCUACCAGCUACAGAGUGAGGUCCUGUAUAAACAGGAAGGUAAGAAGGAGAGAAGCAGCAACCUGUACUCCUUGCUACCUGAGACUGAGGAGACCCAACGUGCCAAAGCUGUGAUGGGGCUACAGAGUGAGACCAAAUACAGGCAGAAAGGUAAAGAAGAAACCUCCAGCUGUAUCUUCUCACAGCUCCCUGAGACUAAAGAGAUCGAGUUUGCCAAGCUGGUGACAGAACUGCAGAGCGAGUCCAAAUACAAGAGAGACAAAGAGGAGCUGUCCUCCAACCUGUACUCUCUCCUACCUGAAACCAUGGAGACCCAGUUUGCUAAAGAGAUGGCUCAGACACACAGUGAGACUAAGUACAAGGAGGCCAGUAAGAAGGAUCUGGUGAACUCACUGUACUGCCAGUUGCCCCAGACCAGCGAAACACAACAUGCUAAGGAGCUCACCCAGCUUUACAGCCAGAAAAGCUAUCGUGAGGAGGGCAGGAAGGAGGCAGUCUCCAGCCUCUACUCCAUCAUGCCUCAGACCAUCGAGACGGUCUUUGCCAAGGAGGUGGCCAAGCACCAGAGUGACAAGCUGUAUAAGGAGCAGUAUAAUGCAGGCAAGGGCAGGUCCAGCUACAGCAGCAUGAAGACCCUGCCUGAGGUCCAGCACGCCAUGGAGGUCAACAAGCAGCAGAGCGAGAUUAACUACAGAAAGGGGAAGGAGGAUCUUCACAGCUACAAUGCCCUAGCAGACAGACCUGACAUCAUCAAUGCCACACAGGCCACCAAACUUGCCAGCGACGUGGCCUACAGAAGCAAAUCUAAACAUGAGGUGUAUAACGAGCAGUCUGGCCUGGGUCGCUCUGACAUAGAACACGCCAAGGAGGCUUCCAAACUGGCCAGCCAGGUGAAGUACAAGGAGAAGUUUGACAAGGACUUAAAGGGCCAGAAGCCUCAGUAUAACCCUGGGGACUGCCUGUCCUUCAAACACACACAGGCAGCUUCUGCACUGGCCAGUCAGGUGAAGUAUAAGAACAAUCAGAGACAUAAGGUCGAGCCAUCAGCUGACCUGCCCAACCUGCUGCACCUGGAGCAUACCCUCCACGCCAGCAAGCUGCAGAGCAACGUGGAGUACAGGAAGAAGUAUGAGCAGGCUAAGGGACAUUACCAUGAAGCUCUGGACACUGCUGAACAGCUCCACCACAGGGAGAACGCCGUACUGCACAGCCAGGUGAAGUACCGGGAGGAGUAUGAGAAGAACAAGGGUCGUUCUCAGAUGGAGUUUGGAGACACACAGACCUACAAAGUCUCCAAGGAGGCCCAGAAGAUGCAGAGCGAGAGGGAAUACAGGAAGGACUAUGAGGAGCAGGUGAAGGGGAGGGCCCAGCUGGAGGUGGAGCUAACACCUGGAUACCUGACAGCGCGCCACGCCACAGCCCUGAUCAGCGAGAAGGAGUACAGGAAGGACAUGGAACAGGAAGUGAAGGGGCGGGGCUUGUCAGGGUUGGGUCUGGAGGAGUAUCCUGAUUUGCUACGAGCCAAAAACGCCAGUCAGAUACUCAACGAGAAGGAGUACCGUAAGGACCUGGAGACGGAGAUCCUGGGGAAAGGCAUGGAGCUCAACUCUGACAUCCUGGAGAUACAGAGAGCCAAGAGGGCCUCCGAGACCACCAGCCAGGCAUCCUAUAAGCAGUCUGCCAAGCUGAGAGAGAGCUCGUUUGGAACAGUGAUAGACACUCCAGAGCUCCUCCACGCUGCCUACCUGAAGGAUGUAUAUAGUCAGAAGAAGUACAAGGAUGAGGCAGAGAGGAUGAAGGGCUCCUUCUCCCAGAUGUCCGACACCCCUGAGAUGGAACGAGCCAGGACCAACCAGAGGAACAUCAGCUCAAUGUAUUAUACCUGGGACUCCAAAGUGAUGAAAGGUCUGAUGUCAUCAGUGAGCGACACCCCAGAGAUUGUCCUGGCCAGGGAGAACACCAAGAAGAUCAGCAACGUCCAGUACAGGGAGGGGGUGGGCAGUGGAACCGCUGUCAUGGAUACACCCGAGAUGGAGAGGGUCCGCAGGAACCAGGAGAACAUCAGCUCUGUGAAGUAUAAAAAGCCUGUUGGCCAGGCAACCAGUAUGGGUGUGACUCCAGAGCUGGAGAGAGUCAGGCAGAACCAGGACAACAUCAGCUCGGUGAAGUACCAGCGUGGGUUGCAGGAGAUGCGAGGGAGGAGCUGUAUGGAGCUGGACACACCUGAAUUAAGGCGUGUCAGGAAGUCCCAGAACAGCAUCUCCAUGGCCAAGUACCAUGAGGACUUUGAGCGUGAGAGGGGGCGUGGCUACACACCAGUGAUGGAGGACGUGGGCAUGGAUAGGUUGCAACGGUCCAAUCACAUGAUGACGGAGGCAGGGUAUAAGGGGGUCCACCCCCAGAUGGUGGAGAUGGACAGGCGACCUGGCAUCAUUGUAGACAUGAAGGUGUGGAGGACUGACCCUGGUUCCAUCUUUGACUUUGACCCUGUGGAAGAUAACAUCCAGUCUAAAAGCCUGAGGAGAAUGUCUGAGCGGGCCAGUCGUCUGAGCAGGCAGGUUUCCCAGCAGUCCCUCCAGUCCCAGCCUGCCUCUCUGAGCUCUCUGGCCUCUGAGCCCUGGGACCACAGCCUGUCUGUCUGCAGCGGCACUUCCACCCCAGCUCCUGUUCUUCCUGGGGCAUACCAUCAGAGUGUUCCACAGCAGCAGCAGGGGUAUGGUUACAUGCACCAGACCAGCAUGUCCUCAGUGAGGUCCAUCCAGUCCCCCCCACACUCCACCACCAUGAGGGUGUACCGGGCGCUGUAUGAUUACGCUGCCCAGGACCAUGACGAGGUGUCGUUCCGUGACGGUGACAUCAUCGUCAACGCCCAGUCAAUCGACGAGGGUUGGAUGUACGGGACGGUGCAGAGAACGGGGAAGUCUGGCAUGCUGCCGGCCAACUACGUGGAGGGAUUCAACUAGAUCCGGGACUAGAUCCGGGACUAGACUCAGGACUAGACUCGGGACUGGACCUGGGACUAGACCCGGGACUGGACCUGGGACUAGACUCGGGACUGGAUCUGGGACUAGACCCGGGACUGGACCUGGGACUAGACUCGGGACUGGACCUGGGACUAGACCCGGGACUGGAUCUGGGACUAGACUCGGGACUGGAGCUGGGACUAGACCCGGGACUGGACCUGGGACUAGACCCGGGAC